Messenger RNA from Humulus lupulus (European hop), 750 nucleotides. RefSeq names its product DUF21 domain-containing protein At4g14240-like. NCBI's taxonomy places the organism in Eukaryota, Viridiplantae, Streptophyta, Magnoliopsida, Rosales, Cannabaceae. The record is from RefSeq and is a predicted model, not a curated record. Bases 1 to 750 code for a protein of 249 amino acids. Gene Ontology annotation, cellular component: intracellular membrane-bounded organelle. The transcript has 9 exons. Gene Ontology annotation, biological process: magnesium ion homeostasis.
AUGGGCACACUGAUGCGCGCACAGGCCCUUCCAAUUUACUUGGAUAAAAUGUUCAAUCAGUAUGUGGCUAUAAUUCUCUCUGUGACUUUUGUUCUAUUUUUUGGAGAGGUUAUCCCACAAACUAUAUGCACUAGAUAUGGACUUGCAGUAGGUUCCAACUUUGUUUGGCUUGUUCGGAUUUUGAUGAUAAUUUGCUACCCAAUUUCAUACCCAAUUGGAAAGAUUUUGGAUUGGGUAUUAGGACAUAAUGAAGCUUUAUUUAGGCGAGCUCAGUUAAAAGUCCUUGUCUCCAUCCACAGCCAAGAGGCCGGCAAGGGUGGUGAGCUUACACAUGAUGAGACAACAAUUAUUAGUGGGGCACUAGAUUUAACUGAGAAGACAGCUGAGGAGGCUAUGACACCCAUUGAAUCAACGUUUUCCUUAGAUGUCAAUUCAAAGUUGGACUGGGAGGCUAUGGGAAAAGUUCUUGCUUGGGGGCAUGGUCGAGUUCCUGUCUAUUCUGGGAAUCCGAAGAACGUUAUUGGACUACUUCUGGUGAAAAGUCUUCUUACUGUACGACCUGAAACAGAGACUCCAGUCAGUGCCGUUUCCAUCCGGAGAAUACCACGAGUUCCUGCCGAUAUGCCACUGUACGAUAUAUUAAACGAGUUUCAGAAGGGCAGCAGUCAUAUGGCAGCUGUGGUGAAGACUAAAGGGAAAAGCAAGCUAUUUCUAUAUGCAUAUUUAUAUUAUUUAGGCUUCUUUGUUUGA